AUGAAUCAGUUGAAUGAAACCAACGAGACUAUGCCUAGUCCACCGGUGUUAAAGACAACCAUCAUCCAAUUGAACAAGGAUUUAGAUCAAGACGACAACAAUUAUGAGAUUUUGACGAAUGAGUACAACCAGAACAAAGAAAGUACUAGUGGAAUGACCAACAUAUCAGCAUCAAUUGCGGGUAGUAUUCAAAGCAAAAAAAAACGGAGGAGAUCUUCUGCUAAUGUGGAUUCCGAUGAGCUUCUCAAGAGGAAAAACGACACCAAGCAACUCCAUUCGAUAAUCGAAAAAAGAAGAAGAAUCAAGAUUAAUCGGGAGUUUGAAGCAUUGAAAUACCUUAUACCGGCUUGUCGCUUAACUUCUUCAGGCAGUGGCCCAAAUGGUAAGAAGGGAGCAGGCACUAAUAAUGGAAGCAAGAUCGAUGGAAUGUACAAACUUACCAUUUUGAAAUCGUCUGUGGAAUACAUACUAUAUUUGCAUCACAUUAUACAACAACAGCAUAACUUGAUAAGGGCCAACGACAACAAAUAUAAAUUUGACAUAGAUUUUGCCAGGAUUCCAUUGGAUGUCAACACUUAUAGAAACAUAAACAAGGAUUUUAACUUUAAAGAUUUGAUUACAAACAUUGAAGAUGCAUCUUCUUCUAAUAGUCCCAAAGAUCGCGAUUCAGUAAUUGAAGAGGACUAUGAGGAGGACCCAGCGAACGAGGAUACAAACCAAUUGUUGAGCCCAGAUAUAACGCCAGACAUGGCUCCUGUGUUAUCAAUGUUAAACAAAUAUACACCUAUGCCCAGAGAAUCGGACUCAUCUUCUGUAUCUCCAAAUGGUGGGUUGCAAACUGCGAUGUCUUGUCCCACGACAACUGAUAACUCUCCAUAUAAUAAUCCAAUCAGGAAUUGUAACUCUGUGUCUGGAAAGUUCAAUAAGUUCCAGUUACCAGAUCCCGCUUUAAAUCCUACCGAAUACGACAAUGAUGAAACUAACCAAUAUCAAUAUGGUCCAAAAAGAAAACUAUUCAAAGCCAAAAUUCCUCCAAACAAUACGAUUUUGUUCAAUCGUCCUUUAAACAUCAAAUGUGCUUCCUCUGAUAGAAUACGCGAAGAUAAGUUGUCUGAUCAAGACGCUUCAAAGACUUUGUUAGCUUUAAGAAAAUCUAGCAUUGACAGCUUAUUAAAUUGA
Debaryomyces fabryi is the source of this 1179-nucleotide messenger RNA. RefSeq names its product Try6p (gene TRY6). Gene Ontology annotation, molecular function: protein dimerization activity. Lineage: Eukaryota; Fungi; Ascomycota; Pichiomycetes; Serinales; Debaryomycetaceae. The coding region runs from base 1 to 1179 and encodes 392 amino acids. The record is from RefSeq and is a predicted model, not a curated record. The transcript has a single exon.